CCAAAGCUGAAUAUACGAGUGACAUGUUACCAAUGCGGGAAAAUUGUUUAGGAUUACAGGAUUAGUGAGAAUCUUAAGGAUUUACAGUUGACAUAUUGAUAAUGCUAUUUAAAGAUUCCUCUUAUUUGGGAUGUGUAUUCUGGGAUUCUCUACUCUCUACCCAAAACAAACUUCUCUUUAUCUUAUGACCGUUCUUCAUUCACUUCAUUUCGUAUGGGAAAUAUGUAUAUGCAUUGCUUCAUGACUUAUUAUUCAUUAACAUUUGCUGAAUUGAAGAUAGAUAAUUUGACACUAGUUUUGGGUAUAUAUAGUUUCAGUGUUAAAGAGAUAUACUUUGGUUAAUAUAUGGCUUCUGUUAAACAGUUUCUCUAAUGACUUCAUUGCUUAGGACUGCUGGCAGAACUAAUGUUAAUUGCUUUGUGUCCCAUUUGAAAUCAGUAUACAGAUUGAAGUUACACACAUCAUGGAUGAUCUUGAUUUUGAGCCUACCGGGCCUGUUCGUGUUGCUGGCAGAUUUCGGCCCAAGGCAAAGCCCAAGUCUACGAAAGCAGCAUCUACUUCAGCAGUUUCUGAUCUCCCUAAUGUUGGAAAGGAAAAUUCUAACCCAGUAUCUAGCACUGUCUCGGAUACUGUUCCAUCUGCUACAUCUGUUGAUGUUGGAGUGGUCAAUUUAACAUGUCUGGUUGGUUCGUCCUCAGAGAUCUCCGGAAGCCUAGAGCCAUCAGGAAACAAUGAGCAUUUAUGCUCAAGUGUACCGUCCUUUGAUGGUGACGGAAUUGCCGAGCCUUCUACAGCUGCAGGAGAUACUCCACAACCAUCAAUUGUUGUUGUACCAUCUAAUGUUAGUGACGGUUCACACUCUAUCUUUGGAAAAUCAGCUGGCGGGAAUGCAGACAAAUUCUCAGGAUUGGAAGGUCUUGACAAUUUUCAUGCCCAAACUACAAGUGGUACAGAGCCUGCUUUGACAAAGUCCCCUGACAAGGUCAAUGAGGGAAACUGUAGUGCUCGUACACAUUUUCCUGUUGAGUCUUCCGCAGUCUUAGCAUGUGAUGUUGCAGAAGCUCAAACUGUUUCUGAUUAUUGUGCAACCCAAGAACCAGUAUCCUGCACAGAAGCUGCUAUGACCAACAAACAUGGUGAAAUCCGGUUAGAAACAAAGGAGUUUCAAAUUUUGGACGAUGUCUCUGAUGCUCCCUUUACAUCUGGACUCCGCCAUCAUGGAAAAUUUCCACCCAAGCUAAGAGUCAAAAAAGGAAAAAACAGUCCAAACAUACCUCACUCUGAAGUAGGUGAUAUGGAUGAGAGCACACUUUGUGCCUUUCUCCCAGGAGAUGUUCAUGAUCACAUUUCUCCCACUAUUGGUGAUUCUAUAGCCCCAAAUCCAUCCCCCAAUUUCCAAGCGAAUGCAGAAAGCCUUGCAGAAGCUACUCAGUUAGAUGAGGCUGUUUCUAAUGGUGCUGCUCAUUCAGAGGGUGUUUGUGGGAGGGGUCAUGAUAGUGGAAAUGGAAAAGGUUCCACAGCAUCAAAUUGUCCUCAGACUCGCAAAUAUUCAGCUUCUAAUAGGGAGGCUAAAGAUGGGACAUCAUCCAGGAAGUCAAGGAAGGGGUUACCCCAUCAAGAAGUUGAUGACCUAGGGAACAAUACUAAUGAGGACAGCUUCAAUGCUGAAAAUUGUAGUGAUUUUAAUGGCAACGAAGAUAGGGAGCAUAAUAUAGAACGGAGAAAAAGAGCCCCAAGAAAGUCCAAGAUAUCUGUAUCUGAAAAUGAAAAACCAGUUCAAAAGCGUAAAAGGACUAAGAAAGCACCUGAUGAACCAACUGAAGAACCGACCGAAAAGAAGUUCUCACAUUCAACUCGUAGAAAUACAAGACACGCGAAAAAGGCUUUGCUUGUGAUCCCAGAGGAUGAAAUUGAUCCUCAAAAAGUGCCUCUGAAGGAUCUUAUUCGGCUAAAAGAGUACAGGGAGCGCGUAGCGAUUAAAGAGGCAGCCAAGUUGAAAGCUUCUGCAUCCCAUCAAAGUGCUUAUCACGAGUUUCAGAAGGAUCCUUCUCAUAAUGAAGAGGAGGACUUUGGUUUCGAACAGGACAGAAGCUCUGGUGAAGAUCAAGCAGGUUACGGGGAUAGGGUUAGCACAAGUUCCUCUAGCUUCAAUUACCAGUCUUUUAUGAACAAAGAACGCCCUUCUAAGUGGGUCCAACAAGACACAGAACUUUUCUAUGAGGGCAUUGAACAGUUUGGAUCCGAUUUUAAUAUGAUCGCACAGCUUUUUCCUGGUCGAACACGUCAUCAAAUCAAGUUGAAGUUCAAGAAGGAAGAUCGUCAAAAUCCAUUACGUAUCACUGAAGCCUUUCGCCGUCAUUCCAAAGACAAUUCAAAAUAUGUUCUGGUGAUCAAUGAGCUGCAAAAAGUUGCUCGGGAAAAGCAGGAGUCUAAUGCAGAUGAGUCGAAUGACCUGGAGGAGUUAGAGCUGACUCAUGAUAAUGAUGGGGGAGUGACAAAACCUGAGUCGGAUAAAAUUGAUGAUAUGAAAACCGAUGUUGCUGCUGAAGUUCAACACGAUGAGGCUGAUAUUGCUGAAGUGCAUAGUCCCACGAAUUCUGAUCAAUGUGAUAAUGGUGAUGGUUUUGGCGGUUGGGAUGAUGACUUUUAGUGUACUGAAUAUAUUUACAAGAAAGUUAAGUAUAUCAUUGGAACCGCAAUCACUGGUACACACAGAUGCCAUUUUGACUAUGGAGCAUGUAGAGGUAGAAUUCAUUUAUCGAGAGACCAGUAAGAGUUGCUGAAGAACUGGCAAGAAUGGGACACCGUGCAUACCUCAGGCCUGAAUCUGUGAAGAAUAUAUCAUCUUAUUGGCAAUUCUAUUCCCAGCCCCACAAACUUUUGAUUUGGAAUAGGGGAUGAAAAUUUGAUGUAUAAUUCAUAGCUUUCACCAAUAAAGUGCCAAGUGAAAUUUAGUAUACAUUGGAAUUCUU
This is a messenger RNA of Fragaria vesca subsp. vesca, 2972 nucleotides long. RefSeq lists its product as uncharacterized. The transcript has 13 exons. The coding region runs from base 464 to 2650 and encodes 728 amino acids. The record is from RefSeq and is a predicted model, not a curated record. Gene Ontology annotation, cellular component: transcription factor TFIIIB complex. Gene Ontology annotation, biological process: RNA polymerase III preinitiation complex assembly. Lineage: Eukaryota; Viridiplantae; Streptophyta; Magnoliopsida; Rosales; Rosaceae. Gene Ontology annotation, molecular function: TFIIIC-class transcription factor complex binding.